UUGUUUCAAUAUGGCGGAAAAUACGAAGAUGGAAGUGGAAGCGAACGUGAAUGAAACGUUACCCGAGGAGGAAAAGGACGAAAUUAUGGGCGAAGGUGCCGAAGGAGAAGAUGGCAGCUCAGAUUCUGAAGAUUCUGAUGCCGAUGAGGCAGUUGUUGACCCGAAAAUUCAACAGCUUGAGCUCCAGGUGACCUCAUGCUUUUUUUGCUCGCUUCUGAUCUUGUUAGUUGUGCCCAUGCUAAAAAAAAGGGAAGAAAAAAAAACACUAUUUGACAAUAGUGUCUCAACAGUCUUGUUACCUAUGUACAUCACUGCAAUGUAACUGAGAUUGUUAGGUUCUUGCGUAUGCUUGCACAUCUGUCGGAAUCAUACAGCUGUACAGUAUCAGUAUGCAAAGUAAAAUGUGUAUUAUUAUAACAAGGCCCUGUAAGGGAGUGGGGGGGGGGGGGUUACAUAUGUCCCUAGUCUGAAAUUCAAAAAAUGCGGUCGUUUCGCAUUUUGAUGUGUAGGCCAUGUCCCUGGUCGUCAGUUUUUAACCAGUCUUUAUAUGAGCCUCUCUAUAUGGCAGUGGCGUAGCUUGACCAUUUUGUCAAGUACGCACGUGGGUCUAUAUGGUUUUAAAAACUUCGAAGAAGAUAACGUGUUUAAUUGGCAGUCUGCAAGCUGUUUUUUCCCUUCGUAUUUAGUGCACAAAAAGGCGCUUGUGGUCCCAGGCGUUCCUAGCGGUGAUCAUGGAAACUGGAAAUAAGAAUCGAUGCGUGACCGAAGCCAUGCAUGUUUUUUGCAAAGAAAGCUUAGGAAAGAUUAAAUUUAGAGAUUAAUUUUUCCACAACAGGUCGGUCCACGAAUUCCAUAGCUUGAAAGCAUUGAUUACUUUGGAGCGAGUGAGCUGGCUAAGCAAGCUAAGCCUCUUUUUCAUCUGUAAAUAGACUGAAAAAAUUAAAACAGCUGUCAAAAACUCUGCGGAAAACAAAUCAACAAUCAUUUUGAAUUUACCCUUAUCAGAGCUACAUAUAAUAUACCAGUGGUUGUUUGCCUAAACAGAAUAGGUUUUUUAGGUUUCUUUUUGUUGUAAACAGAGUCAGGGUUUAAAACUAUCAGUGGUGCUUUAUAUAAUUAUGCCUAACUGUGUCGGAAAAGUACCUUUACAUUUGCAAUUGUUUUUUCAGGUGGAGAGCAAUCCUUACCACUAUGAUUCACAUGUGCAACUUAUCAAACUGCUCAGAGAGUCUGGUGAUCUUGACAGAGUAAGGAAUGCUAGAGAGAGUAUGAGUAAAAUCUUCCCUUUGACACAAGGUAACAUUUGUAUAGCGGUAUUUAUGAACUACUUGUAGUAACUGCAAGUGUUGUUUGUUGUUUGUUUUAAUGUUUGUUCCACAUGUUAAAAAAAAUGCAUUGUACGCAAGCUGAAGAACAUCCUCUCAACUAAAACUCACCUGUUCACUGUAUUAUUAUUGUGUAUUAUUAUUAUUCCAGUCAAAAUACUCGGCAUUUUCUGCUCAUUAUUAUGACUUUCAUUACUCCCUUGCCUACUAAGGACAUAUAUAUACGUCCUGUGUGAGGUCACUCAGCGACCUAGGACGUUAUUAUACGUCGUCAGGCAAAUGAAAUCACCAAAAGUCUGGUUGUUCAUGUUGCCUUGAACAAUUGAACUCUGGUCGUUGAGAAAGGUCAGCGGUUGCUGGGUGUAUUUGGCUCUGGUAGGCAAGCGGUUAAUCAUGAACGGAUUGCGUUACCAGAAUAAAAACUCCACUUUCAAAUAGAUGAUUGAAAUUGUCCAACAGAAGCUUUAUUUAUAAAACAAAAUUAAAGUUGUUUGGGCCUUCCUGACAUAUCCUGAACCUUUACACGUGAAAUAUGAAACCAUUGCUGGCUGUUGCUUUCAGUCGGUGUGACGUUGUGGAGAAUUUUUCCUCAAUAUUUAGGAGGGUUAUUUUCUUGAUCAAUUACAACACACUUGCAUCCAAUACUAUUCUUAAAUUUCAUUUUGUAGAUAGUGCUUUUGAAAGCACUAGGGGUAAGAUUUGAAAGAGGGCAGCUGGAGUGAUUUGUUUCUUGUUGGCUAUAAAGAAAUUAAAAUUAAUUGAUAUUAUAUCAGUACAACACUGACAACUUUUGCAUUGACUUGUUUUUAAUUAGAGCUCUGGUCAGAGUGGCUUAAAGAUGAAAUGCCAUUAGCAUGUAUACCUGAACAGAAAGAGAAUCUUAUAUCAUUAUUUGAAAGAGCUGUUAAAGACUAUCAAUGUAAGGUUUUUAUUGUUUGUUAUGAAUAAUGUAAAUAACUAAAUAAACCUUAUUUAGCAGUGAUUCUUUUAACAUGUGGUCCUUAGGAUCACUUAGUGAUCAUCUUCCUGCUUUAGCAUCUGUACGUGUAUGCAUGUGUGCAUGCAUCCUUCAGUGUGUUGGUCUGUCCUUCCUUUCUUUCUUCCUUCCUUCUUUCUUUCCUCUUCAUCUUCUUCUUUUCUUUCCUUGUUUCUGCCGUGGUGAGAAAUGUCUAGGUGCAGGAUGAAAUCUUUCUGGGUCCAUAGUUUUGGGUGUAUUUGGCACUGUGGUGUACUAUCUGAGGGCAACAAACAUACCAGAACUUCAAAAAUUUUUGAUGUGCUGGAAAGUACUUAUAACACCAUCAUAAACAGCACUUUUACGUAAUAUAGCACAACAACAGCUAAUACACCUUAAGAAAGAAAACAGUAUUUACCAUCACUUUAAAGGUACUUUUAAUAAUUAAUUUUAACUGCUGCAGCUGUACAACUGUGGAUUCUGUACUGCCAGUUUAUGAUGGAUACCAUGGAAGGUGAAGACAGUCUUCAAGGAGUCAGAUCAAUCUUUGAAAAAGCUAUUAUUGCUACUGGUCUCCAUGUAACGGAGGUAGGUACUCAAUGCGUUGUAGUCCCAAAAAUUCCAUACUGAUGAGACGUAAAUCUGUCCAGGAUCUUGUUAACAUUGAAUGUGCAAGGUGCUUAAUCUUCCCAGAAACAGCCUUUUCCUCACAGUAAAUUAUUUGGAUCACGAGAGGUAUUUUAGUUUUGUUGGCACUAAAUUGACAGCAGAACUCAGAAUGUAGGAUUUCAUAAUGAUGUCGUAAACCACACCCUGAUAUAAUUGGAGACUGGGUUGAUUUGUGUUAAUUGGAGGGAGCGGGGUUUGGUCAUUGAUAUUUGGGUGGGGGAGGGGGAGAAUGCAAAAGAGGGAGUGUCCAGAUUUUAGAUCUCCAGAGUUUGGCAUCUCUGCUCCAUACUCCACUAUUCUCUUUAUGGAAUAUAAAGUCCUCUUGUAGAGACAUGCAUUUUCCAUAACAUUUUUGAGAUUAUGCAAAUUCAUUUUUCUGUACUAUCUUUAUUCCAAAAGCUGCCGGGGAAAAAGUAAAGUUGCAUCUUAUUUGGUUGAUGUACUAAUAUACAUUUGUAUAUACUAGCACUGCACUGCCGAGGAACAUAAGUAUGUAAAUGUUUUUUUUUUUUUCAGGGAUCAUCGAUUUGGGAAGGGUAUAGAGAAUUUGAAACAGAUAUACUAGAAUCCCUUGAGGUUAGUAUUCAACAAAAUGUUAAACCAAUGGCUCUUGGUAUUUACAUUACAGUGUGCAAUGUUUGUUAGAUUUUAUUUCUAUGAUGGAAAUUAGUCAUCGAAAUUUUGAAUUAAAGAUGUCCUUUGAAAGCUUUUUGAAUCAUCACUUAAAGUAUUGGUUAAGGCCAGUUUAUACAGGCCUACUUCGUACAGCAUUAUUUUUGUUGGAUCAAACAAAGUUGGGUGAUGUUGGACUGUGUUGGAAGAGGAAUAAGUCUGUAGGACAGUCAAGUUCCACAGGAAAUUAAAGUAAAAAAGAAUUUCUGGGUCAACUGUAUUUCCAGAAAUUAAACCCUACAUAGAAAGUCAAUGUUUUGUGUUUGAGAAUACCAGACAAAAAAAUAAUCUAGACUCAGCUUUCACAAGGAUGAUGGACAGUGCACUAAUUAUUGCACGUGAUUAUAUCUAACAUUACAAUGAUUGUGAAGUUCAAACAUGGCCAAACAUGGUCAUUCAAGCAUGGCUAUUAAGUUGCAACGUGGUUCAUUGCUCAGAGAAAACAGGAAAUGGUGUGAUGAUUUUCGAUUAAAAGUUUGAACUCAUUCAGCUUGGUGUUCAAAUGGAUCAAAUAGUUUUGAUUUAAGAAAUGUUUUGGCUGAUACAUUUACUCCAGUUGUGUUAAAUGCAUUUCCUUAUCUGUGUUUUCAUGGUUCCAUUGGAGAACUGAACUCCAUUUCUGUUACAUAUAACUUUACAGCAAAUGGUGACUGAAGAAAACAGAGAAACUAUGAUGGAGAAAAUGUGAGUUAUGACUCGUACAGUAGUACAUGUACACUAAUCUAUCCCAUGCUAUAAAGAAUACAGCCAAUCAGAAAGCUAGUAACCUGUUGCAUAUUCUGUGGUAUGCAAGGGGUAGUAUUUCACAAAAAAAAUCCCAGUGAGGCUUGGGACCUCCAUAUUUUCCCUUCAAACACAGCAGAUAGGAACAGGAAAACUUUUCAUUGUACAAAAAUUGCUGGGAGCAAGUUUGUUUAAACCCUAGUUUAAACUGCUACUAUUCAGACCACUUGAAAGUAUUGUAUACCUAGUAUGUAUAGAUCAUACAAUGGGGGCAGUGGAGUGUAUAUGUUAGCCCAAUCCGGAUCAAAGACAACAGCUAAACGACAAAUAAUCUGUAAAACUCAACAUCUCUACUGCGCUCGACACUCAGUCGUUCCGAUUACAUUAGAUUGUAUUGUCCCACGAUUCAGGGCUUGGGCCCAGUCCAUUUCAGUCCUCUUUACUCUUUAUUUUAGCUAAGCCAUGGCCAGAAUUAUUCUUUUGAAAUUAUUAACUGAAGGAACUACAUCUGGGUUGUUGAAAGAUAGUUUUAUGGGCAUGGGUAUGGUUUGAAAGAUGCUGCUUCUUCUCCCCUGCAGUAGUAAAGUGUCAAUGUUUUCUACAACCCUUAAAACUGAUGAUGAUAAGGGGCAUUGAUCUACAUGGGCAGUUACAGGUAGUUGAUCUGUGAAUGUGUUAUAGCAAAGAAACUGUGUAGUUCUGUGGCAUGAAAAUUGAGGGACAGUAAGAAAAGAGAGAAGUGCAUUAUGAAUGACCAUUGACACCCUGAUUGACACCAGAGCAUAGUCUCCCAGACUGAUGUUCUCAGGGCUUUAUCAUGCCUCCCUGUCCCAUAAACGUCUGCUGAAAUGAGCUGUUAACACAGCUCACUUUGGUUUCAGCAGAUGUUCUUGGGGCAGGAAGGCAUGACAAGAGCCCUUUGAAUGUCUGCUUGGAAGGCUAACCAGAGCCAUGAUAAGAAUUGCUUACACCACCUUCAACAGUGUGUUUCUGUUUUAAGGAUGGUAAACCCCUGGGCAGAGUCGUUCAAAGCUGGGUUAAGAUAACCCAGGGUUAGUGCGAAAUUUGAAUUCAGAUUUGAAAAGUUAAAAGGCAAAUUGAUUUUUAUUCUUUUUGUCUCCAAUAUGAUGAUUGGGUGAUCUUAAAAGAAUAGAGAAAACUGCCCGAGAAAAUGCUUUCCAAUACAAGAAAAAGAAUCCCAGAUCAAAAUUUAACUCAGGUUAGCUCUAAUCGGCCUUCAAACAACUGGGCCCAGGGAAUUUCCUUUAAAGCCAUGUUUAUUAUUUAAUACUUAAUUUAGUUAAAAAUAAUUAAUUUGUUCCUCUCUUUCCAUAGCUCAGCUCAGAAGGAGAGAGUGUUGUCAGUCUUCAAAAGGCAGCUUGCUGUCCCUCUGCUUGGUAAACACCUACUUAUAAGCCAGCCCUACCUGUUAAAUUAUUUAAGGGUCAGAAGCUUUUUACGCAUUCACUUCUUUAAAAGUGGAAGGAAACUGGCCUGAGUUAGUUGCCGCAAAGACAUCUGGGAUUGUUACUGCGGGUGCUCUCCAGUCAGCUAUUGGUCAAGUUGUUUGCCCUGUCCUCACUAACAGUGCCAGAAGUCUUUAUGAAAGUUAACCUUGUUCAUUUCCUACUCAUUUCUAAAGUGGUAAAUAGGCACAGCAACAGCAGUGGAAAUUUCAGUUACUUGUUUAAAAGGAAUUUGCAUGCUUUGAAAUUUUCAGGCAUUGAGGCAUCAUUGCUCAUUAGUCCAUUUCUUAUUAACGGAACUAUAACCAGUGUUGACAAUUUUCCCCAUAAAGGCCAGAGCAGAGAGGUGACUAGUGUUAUUACAAGGGCUAAAAUUAAUGUAAGAAAAAGAAUAAUAAUUAUUAGGCUUCUCAAAGCAUAUGUGAACAUGUUGAAUCUACCAUAAUACUAAUUAAGCCCCAAGAAACAGUAUGUGGAAAAAAAAUAUUGUUUAUAAGUUUUGUACAAUUAACAUUUUACAUUGUUGCCAGACCUUUUUGGCUGGUCAGCAUCUUUAAGAUAUAAUUCAAUCUGGAGCUUUUAAAGCCUUUGAUGUUAUUCACUAUAAAGGAAGAGAUUGCUCACACCACAUACUUUGCCAAAAACAAAAAAAACAACAACAACCACGACAACAAAAAUGCCAGUUCUAGAGGUAUUAUCCUUUGUGAAAGGUACAAUGUACAUGUAUAUGUCUAACAGGACAGCCAUAAUUAACAAAUAGUUUAUGAAUUCUCACUUGAUCGAUAAUGCGGGUUGAUUCCUUAAUUUUGGUGAUCUCUAGGGAUGCAGGCCACGUUUAGAGAGUUUGAAGACUGGCUGGAGUACUCCGUCCCUGAUGCAGUGAAGAUAGCAUAUGACAAAGCCGUGGCAAAACUGGAGGAAUGUCUGGCCCAUGAAGAUACACUGGUAAUGUACAUUGUACAGUUACAGCCCUGUUUAUAGGAUUUAUUAAGACCUUUUUAAUUAGGACAUCUUUAUUCAAGAGAAUUAGUUAUGAGAGUGUUAUCAUAAACAAUUUUUAUUAUUGAAUUUGGCUUUCGUUUGACGCGAAGAAUUAUGCAGAUCGAGGAAGAUGUUAACCACCUCGGCCAUCAGCCUAGGUGGAUAUCAUCCAAGAUCAGCAUAAUUCUUCACAUCAUAUGAAAGCCAACAUCAUAGUUGUUUUAUUAUUCAUUCAAAAUUUUCUAAGUUCUUAACAAGCUUACCUCUUCAUAGACUUUCGUCAGAACUUUGGUCUAUUUCUCGGCACAGUUUCAGGAUAUAAACAGAUGUUUUUAUUUAAAUAAUACUGUUAUUUAUGUUAUUUAGGCCUCAGCACAGCCACCAAAGACCACUGAAUAUAAAUCAUACUUGGAAUAUGAACUGAAGAAAGGUGAUCCAGCCAGGAUACAAUGUUUGUAUGAAAGAGCCAUCAAGGACAAUUGCCUUGUAGGGGACAUGUGGACUGAAUAUACCUCCUAUUUGGUGAGGCAUUUGAAUUCAAUAUUUUGUAGAAUCAUUUGCAUGUAUAUUUUACAAAUUAAUGCAGUUUUGUGAAAUCUCACACAGUUUACAGCUAUUAUGAUGUGUAAGUUCUCUGUGUAAUAACAGGGAAAGAUAAAUAUGAAAUAAGGAAAACAAGGUCCCCGAAAAAAGUACUUUACUGUAAUUGAGUGGCAGUGUAUUCAGCAUGAAAGUACUAAUAAAAUUGAGAACGCUAUUUAAAUGCAUUCUUUGCUGGAGACAAGGCUGCCAUUUUAUGUUUUUUUCGUAGCUCACAAAGGUCUUGUUGUUUGCUGGACAAAGGCAGUGCCUUCACUUCUGAGUUACCAGUAUUUUAAGACCCUGAGUAUUGGUCAGGCCCCAGGAUUGAAUUAGUGACGUCUCGCAUUGCAGUCAAGCACUCUUCUGACUGUGCCAGUCCUACUGCAGUAAUGUGCUUCCUGCAGCACAACUCUGGAAAACCCAAACUGUACAUCUAUUUAUGACUCUAUGUUUCUCCUUAACAAACAUUGUAUGUAAGCCAUCCAGGAAAUUCUACCUUGGCUUUCUAGGAAUACUUAAGUUGUACCCUGAUUUAUCCAUUUAGAAUUAGUGCACUUUAAUUUCUUAUUUCUUAUUAGUACCAACCUUAUUUUUUUUCAGGAUUCCACUCUAAAGAUAGCCACAGUGGUAAUUCCUGUGCAUGAACGUGCUGUUAGAAACUGCCCUUGGGUAUCCCUGCUCUGGCAGAAUUAUAUCAGAGCACUGGUAACAAUAAUUAUGUUGUCCAUCCAUCCAUCCACUGAAUUCUAUAUUUUCUUUGGUCAUCUGAUCAUUCAGUUAGUCACUCAUUUUUUGUGUAUUUGUGUUCCUCAAUAAUAUAUAUCCGUCCUUUUAGAUAAAGCAUUUUGUGCACUUUUUAAAUAUAUAUACUUUAUUGACACAUAAGUUUGAUUUUUAGGAAUACCGUAUUUAUUCAACGUAUCAGCGUAUAUUUCAAAAUUACGUUUUUAAAUCACUGACAUCAAUGUUUACGAUAGAUCAUUUCGAAAUAUUGUGUGAAACAGAAAGGUGUUUUUAAAAAAGUUGCAGUGCCUCACCUUUCUUGCGGAGAUAGAAUCGUAACUGUGUCGAUGAUUUAAUUUUCAAGAAUUAGCAAGUUUUUCUUUUCUUAUAAUCCUUGAAUAAAUGCACAUACUCUUGAUUGGGUGCAGCAUUAAUAAUUGGUAAUUUUGCUUCCAUCUGCGGUGUUUAAUCAAGUAAAUACAGUACACAAAGAGUUUUUACUCUUUUCUUUAUUAGGAGCGCACUGGGCAGGAUAAUAACAAAGUAAAAGGUAUUGCUGAUUAUUUGCUUUAUAGCUGGAAGUGAUUCUUUCUUUCCCUCUCUUUUGUCCCUGUAAGUCAUGCACUUUUCAUCUGAUGUAAUGUGUUUUGGUGUUUGUUUGUAUAGAAACCCUGGACACAGCUCUUGGUUGUGGGUUUAGCACUAGUGAUGAUUACCUGCAGUUAUGGCAUUCUUACUGUGAUUACAUGAGAAGAAAGACUGAUGACUGGACUGAAGGUAUGCUGCUGCAACAAAUGCAUAUUGCUUUUUAACAAUUUUGUUUUCAGUCAGUGACACAGGCAUCAAUCAAAAUAUCUGAGUUCUUGCAACAAUUCCCAGUGUUGGAACCUAUGACUGUGAGUAACUGGACUCCUUGGGUACUUACAUUUACAAAUAUAGGAAAAUCAGAAAUUCCGGUUGCAAAAUCAAAAUUUUCGCACCAUUCCAUUUGGGAGGCUUAAGAAAAUAUGGGCUGUGAUGUGCGGUGAUGCCAUUUUUCUACGAUUUUGAGUCUGAUAAAAAGUACUCUCAGCCUGAAAGAAUAACUUUAUAUUCAAAGUGGCUAAUGUCACAUGGCAAUACACUGAUUGACUGUGCACACGCAUGACAUUGACUAAAUGUCUCGCUUGGCAAACGUCAGUCUUCAAAAUAUUGAUUAUUUCACUUGCUGUCAAUUCAUUCAUUGUGUUUACUAACUACCUCAUCAUGCAAUCAAUUUUACAGAUGGCCAACAGGUUAAGGAACUCAGAGAGACUUUAAAAACGGCAACGGAAUAUUUACAAAACUGUGAGUUUAGAAUCAAACUAUUCCUUGUAAUUUAUUCUUCGUUUUUUUUUCCCAUUUGCACAACUUGCGUGACGUCAGUGGUCCCUGUUUCAGUCUACUAUUUAUUAUUUAUUUUAUUUGAUUAGCGUCAACCACAAAAAUUAUAAUAGCGAACAUCUUCAAAUUUGAGUCAACACUAUGAAAUAUUAGCCGAGGGGAUUUGAACCAAUCGUAAACAAGGAACAUUUUUUUUAUUUGCGUGAUAAUAGCCAUUAUAACAACUGAAGGGAGGGUUGGGAUGUUCGUUCGUCUCUAGUCCCGACUCAUUUUCCCCUUCACUUUCUUUCACCUCGCUCUUAACUCUUUCUUUAUGAUUGGCCUGCGAACCUAAAUACGUACUAAAAAGUUAUGUUUUUGACAGUUAAAAAUUAAAUUUUUCAUGCACUUAUAUAAACUAAUACAAAUACUUGAAGACAUAACUUGUUUACAAUAAUUUUAUUCACUAUCUGUUUUUUUUUUCAAACUUCAGCAGCCGCUGUAAGCGUAUGCUUGUAUGAAACCGGCAUUAUCAAUAGAAACUUGCCGACCUGGCUCAUGUUCUAACUUUCUUCUUUCGUAGAUUUCGGCAAAGAUGGUGAUCCUACAAAUCUUUUGGACAGAUACUGGGCACGAAUUGAGGUAAAUAAAUUGAAGGUAUUUUUGUUUGCUUAUUUUCUUAGACCCCUUACGAGUUGGUGUUAGUGUAUUGGACUUGGCGUUAGUACUGAAUACUCUCCUUAAAAGUAGGAUUGGAGGCAUCAUUGUAACUGUCCAUUCCUUGAAACUGUCAAUUCGUUGGUUUCUUAGCUUAUUAGUGAGUAAGGCGACGGUUUAGAAACAAGGAUUGACCUAGUCAGUUAAUGCUUGGCCUUCUGUGUAAGGAGUUUCGAGUUCGAUUCCCAGAUGUGAUCUCAAGUCCUCGUUUUGACUUCCUUCCUUUCUGUGUAACUUUAGGUAGCUUUAAAUUCCCUUAAAACGGAGCAAGGAUGGAGAGUAGGGGCUGGGUCGCUAGGCCCAUGCAGGUUUGUCAGUCAAAUGGUGACUGUUACAAGAUACCGACUGAAAAAACUGACCGCGAGAUGUGUUAAACUUUUCUUAAGGACCACUUUCUUAUCCUUACUGCACAGCAUCGGGGUAACAAAUGGGUUUCUGUUUUGCGUUCUCAAAUAUUACGAUGAAAGUCAUAACUAUAAUAAAAUUCUCAAAUCUGAUUGGCUAUCAACUGUCCUGAUUUCAGCACUAACAGGACAGUGUAAUAGGACGGUAAGCGUCAUGCCUAAGUAAUUGGACAGUAUGCGCCAUUGCGCGCGUGCUCAUAAAUGUUUUUUUUUUUCACUGCUAGCCAAGAAACUCUUAAAAAACUCUUAGAAUUUCUUGUGUUUUAAUUUUUUAAAAAGCCUAAUUAAAAAAUUUUGUUAUAAUUAUGAUUAAUUGGUAACAGAACUUCGUGUCGUCCAAUUUGGUCUGUAAUCAUACUCGUCAUUAAUUAAAUCGGACUCCCGCUAUGCGGUCGUUCGAUUUUGUUAAUCACUCGUAUGAUCACAGACAGAAUUGGACUCCACUCAGUCCUUCAAGUUUAGCAUUAUGAACCGUUCCUCUCCGUUAUCUUCAUCUUAGGUUUCUUUAUUCUAAGGUUGUCUCUCGCUGUUUCAUUGGUUUUCUUUGUUUUCAAUGAUAGGCGUUUCACAUCAAAAACAUUACAGAAUGUCAGAGAAUUUGGGACAACGUAAUCUUGCCAAACCAUGGGCGAGAGGCAGAAAUCUGGCUUGAGUACGCCAAUGUGUUGAGGUCAGUUAAAAGUGAUCUAUUUAUUUACCAGCUUUUCUGGACACAGGCCUGGCCAGAGGGAAUGUGCACGAAAGGGACUCAGGCCCUAUGCGAGGUGCCAUCCCUCACCACCGGGUUCUACGACCCCUAAUCUUUUCGAAUAAUGAUAUGGGUUCUUUUACGUCCCACAAGAACAAAUCAGUGGAAUUGCUGUGAGACGGGACCUAGGGUUUUUCGUCCUUAUCCGAGAAGACUCAGUAGAAAGUCUAACUAUUUGCAGAUGUCAUUACAAAGGCAGCACUUUCUUCUCAGUUAUUUAAAGACCCUGAGUGUUGGUCCGGCUGGGGUUUGAACCCGCGACCUCCCCAGUAUUUUUGUAGGUACACCUUCCAUCUUUGAAUGUCCUAUACUUAGACAUAUUGGUCUUUAUUGUAAAAACAUUAUAAUAGAUGUAUUACACAUAGACUAAACUUUAUUAUGAUAUCAUUUUUUAGGCGAUCGGAAUAAAUAUCACGUGACUAUAACGUCACAACAGUUAAAGCUCUAAAGCGAAUUUCUGCCCUUAUCGGCAUUUUCUUUGGAAAUGCUUUACGCUACGCUGCUGCAAUUAAUUAGUGUACUAUAAAAUCCCCGGAUUUCGUGUCCAUUGAGACCUUUUAAGUUGUCUAACGUAGGCACAAAAUUGAGUAAAUAUUGCAGCAGUGUCAUAGAUCUGGCUAAGUUUUUGCCAUCAUUUAUUCAUAAAAUCACAGAAAGCUGUCCUCUAUUCUUUCCGCAAACUUGGACACAAAAUCACGAUUUUCCAACUUGGUACAACGUGGCUUAACUCAUUGCCGUAACGCGCGAUCUACCAAAUAAAAAAACAACGCUCCUAAACUUCCAUCAUUCCACAAUGAUUCUUUAAAAUGUUAUCCAAAUCACCUCUAAAACAGCCGAGAUAUGAGUGUUUUAAAAGAUGCAGCACGAAGAAAAUUUUGCUCAUAGAUAGGUGUCUAUCUCUAAACGAACGAAAGAGGAAAUAUAACUCAGUAUAAGCAACUUAUGGUUACGCUGUUUGGAAAUAAACCUCUUGUUUUGUCGCGCUCCUAAGGCCCUAUGUCUUUAUAGAUCCCAGUAGUUUUGCAGCAGUAGUAUAGCGCGCGCCGAAUUGAUUCUUUUUUGCGUAGGAAUGCCUUUAACUUGCGGAGGAAUACAUUAACGUCGAUGACUUUGUAGCCUCUUGUCUUUAUCUCAUGAAUAAAAUGCGAAGGAAUCUCACGCAGUCUUGGGUUAAAAGCAUUAUAAAUGUUUCAGAUGAUUUUUUUGGAUUUGGUUGUAGUUUGUCCCGUGCGUGUUCAAUAAACAGUGCCUCAUUUCCAGAAAGGCCGAUAGCACCAUCCGAGAUUAUGACAAGCGGUUAUGGAAGCGAAUAUUAAUAACAAAGUACUGUUAUGCACAUUGCAUUGAAUGUACUCCUAUAUCUUUGGAUAUCUUGUUCCAACCAGGUCCGUUCGUGACAUUAAGAAGUGUCGUAAAAUUCUUCAACGAGCUGUGCAAUCAGCAAGUGAUAACCCUGAAAUGGUGAUCCAGGCCCUGCUCAGUUUUGAACGAGAGGAAGGUGAGUACAGCCAUGCACUAUAGUGAAACCUGAAUAAACUUAAGUUACAGCUAUUUCUAGACUUUGCUAGCACUCGUAUUUUACCGAAAACUUGUCCCGCACUAAGCUGAGAUCAGGCUCUACUUUCAUUUUUCUGGGUAAAUAGAUUCCAAGCCGGCAAGGCGAAUCGAAAAGUCUCUCAUUUAGUACAGCACUUUAGUGCUUGCGAAUCGACUGUAUAACAAUGAUUGUUGCAUCACUUGUAAGUGCAUUCAUGUGAUUACCGUGAUAUCAGACGGACCUUAAACGCAACACCAGGGCCUUCGAGGCCACAUAUCAUGCAUAUCAGUUGGUACAACAUGGGCAUCCUAAGAAUGUGAACAGAAUCAAGAAAAAUCUUGCUAUACAGUUAAAAGUGUGCCGCUGACCAAGAAUAAGCGGCUUUUGUGGGCCGCAUCAAGCGUUUUCAUUUUCUUGUAUGUUUAUUCAAAAGCAAAAUAUUUCCUGCUCAUCGUUUUCUGAUGUACAAUACACCUGUCUGGUCAGUAAGCGUGCUUCUCUUUCCACGGUUGUCUGUUAUUCACAAAGACACUAUUGACAAAGUAGCUGUUACUGUCUGAAAAACGUGGUUCUAUCAAUGUUUGGGCUUAUUUCAGGAAUCGAAUUUUCGAGCAACUGAACCCUAAACUGUGCUUUGUUGGUCCUAGGAACCUUGGAAGACUGGGAUGCUGCUUUUUCAAAAUGCCGUGUGCAGCUUUUAAGGGUCAACGAACGACGGCAGAAGGUGAGAAAAGCUACACAAAUUUGUCCUUUGAAAACAACGCAAGUAAAAAUGUAGGGAGUUUUUCUCUGCUCCACGUUAUUUCUUUUUGUUAAUAUCUCACGAUUGUCACAAUUAUUUUUUUCCAGACAUGUCACAAAAAUCAGGCAGUUAGACGUCGCUACAAUUAACCAAGUCUUUUAGCGGGUAUAUUAGGUGAUGUUAGUCAGCCGUAGGAACUUUGUGACUUGUUUUAAAAAACGUCAGUUUGGAACAUGUCGGGGACUACCUUUACAGAUUACGAAAAAUAAAACAUGAACCGUUGACAUCAGCUCGUAACUAAGUGAAAAUUUAAGGAGUUAAUUUAAAGUAUCGGAUACUGUCGGACAUUAUCAUUAGUCGUGAUUUUCCUGGUUAAAAUUUUGACACCGUGACCUGUUUUAUAUCUGUUUAAUUCUUAAAGGCUGCUGAAAAGCAGGUUGUUCGUGAAAAGGCUGAACAAGAAGCUCAAGAGAAGAGAAGAAUUGCAAAUGCUGAGAAAAAAGCUGCGAAGAAAGCGGAACAGAAGAAAGCUAAGUUGGAAUUGAAAAAAAGAAAGGUGACUGAGAUGGUUUAAUAUGAUAACUGAAGAAACUGAGGCGAGCAAUCUACAUAUUGAGAUCCAACUUGCGACUUCGUGCUAUUUCCCAACUGUUGUCAGAAAAUUCUAAAGAGAACUGUUCUAAAACCAAAUGCAUCACAAUGCUUCAUGAUAACUGUGUUAUGGAGUGUUUUCUAAGCAACUUUUUCAUUUUUAUUGAAAACCAAUAUAUUUCACUGUUUUCAAAGCAUUACUCGUCCACGCGUAGCGUUGAGUUGUUGUAUCCGUCCAUAAGGACAGUUUUCCGUCUGGAAGAAGUUUUUUUCUUUUGUCCAGAUUUGACUUCAUCUGAAAAUUCUUCCUCUAAUUCUCAAGAAUCACUGUUUGGUCGACAUAAAACUCCCACCAAGCCCUUUUGCGCCCUAUUGUAACGCAGAUCGUACUUACUCAUUCAUUAGGCUGUUGACCAAGGUGUCACUGGAGAAAAGAAUCAGAAAUCAAAGCCGAAUGACGAAGAUUCUGGAGAACCUGCCCCUAAGAAACCUCACGGUAAGAUUACAAAGCUCACUAUUUUUUAUUUAUUCAUUCUUUAUUAAAUUUUUUAAAACGCGAUUAUGACAACUGGUAAAAGUAAUAUAGUAUUUCAGAAAGCUGUUAAAAAAGCCUCACAUUCUUUGCAGUGAAAAACAUUUUUGGUCGAUUUUGUUUGUUAUUGAAUUUUUGGUGUUGUAAUGGAGGGAGAGGGUUGCUAUGUCCGUGGCGCCCCAACGGUCACCAUGACUACGGGAUAGGUGCAAGGUGCAUGCACUAAAACACUCAAAUAAACUGACGUUAAAGAUGUUUGCUCCUUCGUCUGUCAAAAGUAUCCCAUUUGAGAAUAUCUAGUGCUGACUCUCUUUACUUCACUGACCUUGACCUCUCGCGCUGUUUCUGCCUGAGUGGAUAAGGCGUGAACUCUUUUAAUACUUGUAAUUUCUACCUUUUGUUUCCUGGUUUGUAAGUUUUUUUUUUUCAUUUUAGUUGACAUGGAAAGGAUCGAUUCCUCUACUUCUCAGGAGACAACACAUGAGCAGACAUCGACCACAACGAAACGCACGCAUGACAGGUUAGGAUGCACUUUAAACAGUCGAGCAAAAAAAAAUGCACUCUACUAUUGCUUUGUGUUCUUUUUCCUUUUUAGUUUUGAUAGCUUCUUCUUUCUGGUUGCAACCAAGGGAUGAGGGUUAACUCAAUCUACUGUUUCGUUCCCAUUGCACUCUUCCUUUAUUGGUUAUUCUUCUUUCCAAACCUUUAUGAGCUCGCCAUCAGUCUCUAAUCCAACAGUAUUAGUAACAGCGACUAAGAAGAGUAAUGUUGAGAUCUCUUUAGGUAAAGCCACCUACCAAACUGACUCGCUCAGGUAGCAGCAGAUCAGAAGUCCUGAACCAUUUAAUUACAGUUUUCUUCUUUUUUUCUUGCUUCAACUAACUUUUGCAACCUUUUUUAAAAGUAUUCAUUAACUGUACUUUUAGUGUCAUAUAUACGCACAUGUCCUUUAUAAAGUUUUCCAUUUUGUUUUUUUUUUUCUUUUUGUAGCACAAAAGAUCCCAAUACUGUAUUUGUCAGUAACCUGCUGUUUUCAGUUGAUGAAGAGCGUCUAAAGGAUGUUUUCUUACCGGUAAAGAUCACGUAGUAAAUCUUAAAAACUUCCCCAUUCGUUAUGUACUCCUGUUUAAAGAACAACGUUUUAUCAACUACUGAAUAAUAUUGUAAUUAGGUUUUAAGGGUGUUUAACUCUUUUAUCAAUUUAGCUUUAUCUAUUACAAGUUUAUAGGACAGAUCAAAAAAUUUUUUUAGUUUCUAUAGUAAAUAAAAUGUGAGUUGUAAAUACGCAGUUCAGCCUUUGGGCUUCAAAACUAUUUAUCUUCUAUGUAUCUCUCUACUUUUAUGUGUCUUUCUCUUGAUAAUCAAGUUUUCAAUCGGAAGCAAAUGAAUUGGCAAAGUAAAUUGGCCAUUGCACUGACGUUUCGAGCGAUAGUUCUUCGUCAGAGCGCAUACAUGUCAAAGUAUCGUAGGUUGUGUGUGGUUUAUAAACCGAAGAUUGCAGCUAUGGUAUUGCUUGAAACAUGCUAACGUGUUAAACCAGAACAAAUUAGUUGAAUGAAAGGUGUUUGUUGAUCGCCGUGUGGUGAGUGAGAGUUAGGUCCGUCCGCUCCUCUCAGCUUUAGCGUGGAAUUGAACACUUCAUUAGACACGGUUUAUAGUACGGGAACCGACAGUACUCGUGUUUCACAUUUUUUAACUUUUACUAGAUUGUAGUCCUGGCUAAGGAAGUAAACAUGGAAAUAUUUAUAUGAUAAGUCUAGCGCAAGAGCUUUAUCCUCUCUUGGCCUAGAGUGCAUGGUAGUUCUAGUUCUUAGCACUCAUUGCCAGGAAUUCAAAGAUGUUCUAGUCAUGUUUACUCUAAUUCUUCUACAAUGAUUAUCAAAUGGCUAAUAGUGACAUAAAUCGCCUUCCUUAAUUAUUUACAGCUAGGUGAAGUAGUUGAAGUUCGACUAGUAAGGAAUCAGAUUGGAAAAUCUAAAGGAUAUGCUUAUGUCGAGUUCAAGAAUCAGGUAACAGGACACUGGUGUUAAAAGGCCUUUUCCUUUCUUAACCUUUUUUGUCUGAGGACGUAUUCGUUUGCAAAAAGUUGUAGCGUAAUGCAAUUGUAUCUUUUACUGCUUCAAUCUUCAAUCGACUGUAUUUUUUUAAUUGAAGUCAUCAGUGGAAGCUGCUUUAUCCAUGGACCGAACUAAGUUGGAGGGAAGGCCCAUGUUUAUCUCUCCUUCAGUGGACAAGUCUACAAACCCUACUCAGUUCAAGGUAGAAUAUUACUGACACCUGUUGAUUGUAGCAGAUAUAUAUUAUUAUUAUUAUUAUUUAUCUAUUUAUAUAUUUACUUUUGACUUUCAUCGUGUUUUUAAACAAUCAAAACCUUCAUUUUGAUUGAUUGAUUCUAAUGUGGCCCGUGUCUUUUUUCUUCAUAGUUUCCCACAUCACUGAACAAGAAAACACUGUUUGUCUCUAAUCUGCCGUUCGACGCUAAAGAGUCAGAUCUAGAGGAAUUGUUUAAAGGGGUGAGAUUUUUGCAUACUUUACUGAUUUAAUUUAGUUGACUAUCGGUACACCAAACAUAAUGUACAGGACAAGUCUGCUGGUGGGGACCGGACCAGUAUUCAGGGUCUUAAAAUAACUGGAAAAUGAAGGUACUCCCUUUGUCUUGCAAGCGGCUGGACUUCGCGUGGCUCCGAUGACCACGUAAAAUUGCUGGGUCCCGUAAAUACAUUGACACUCAAAUAAAGUUCAUUUUUUUUAUUACAGCAUGGUAAAAUUAACGAAAUACGACUGGUGACCAACCGAGCUGGAAAACCCAAAGGAUUCGGAUACAUAGAGUAUGAACAGGAGGUAAGUGAGACCGCUGGAUCCUUGUCAUCCACCUCUGUUUUCUCCUCAGUGUGUUUCUCUUUCCGAUUCUCAGGUGUUACUUGGGGUGAAGUCCUUUAAAUUGUGCAAAUUGCUUUAUCGUGCCGGAUCUGUGUGUGGAAACAUCGCAUACGAACGGAUUUGUGUUUUGCCUCUGAUUCGGAGAAACUAAAGACUAAUAUGUAAAUUUUAUGAGAUAAGAGCGAUAACUUAAAACUAUCAAACGUAAGAAUCUUGUAUGUAAUUUACAGGGGGCUUUGUUGACACUUCCAUCCUUUCAAAGGACUUUCCUCAUUUGCACACUUGUUUGCGAUGCUAUACUAGAUACACGUUGAAUUGCCUGAGUAAUCUAAUUUAAGCCAGUCCUGUAAAGAACUUGGAUGGAAAAAGUUGUCAAAAGAGGUUAACUCUCUGAAGAUUUCAGCAUGUAGAAGAUUAGGGUUAAUUCGCACUGUUACUAAUGGAAGUUUGUUAGGCUCGAAACUCGGAGAUUUUUUUGUUGGUCCGAAAUACCUCGUGUUUUAAUCAGACAGGGGCGUCAUCCGCCAUAUUAGCGUUGGAUGGAAGUCAAAUGGGAGGCAGGCAGAUUUCGGUUGCAUUAUCAAAUCCACCAGCUAGAAAACCCAGACAGCCUGGAACCGAACAGCAACAGCCCGGGAAAGAGCAGCCAGGAAGGUAAGAACGGUUCACUAUCUAUGAAUAACUCCAUAAGCCUUUAAGAGACCUCAUACGUAUAGAGCUAGUCCUGUAAUUCUGGGAGGGUGGGGAGGGUAGAGUGCUUACAGCAGCAGCUGAUAAAACAGCAAGUUCAUAACUGAUCAUGUCCAUUUUGUUUUUCAGUCGUGGCCGUUCACGAACCCAGUUGCAGCUCAUUCCCAGGUCUCUUCAGAAAGCCACCUCGUCGGUGCCAGGUCCUUCAGCAAAGAGCUCGACUGCAGCAAGUGAGGAAAAGACCGAGGCUAAUGGUGCCAGCCAGUCGUCAGAGCCGGCUAAAAAGGGUUUUACCAACGAGUAUUUCAGAAACCUCAUGCUUAAAAAGAACUGAAAACCAAUCUCGAAUAUUGAAAAAGUAUCCAUUAUCUGUGAUUUAUACUAGCACCCGCUUGAGUUGUUCGACUACAGCAGCGAAACUCAGAAACUGCUACAUGACAUGAAGCAAGCAAAUCCUGCAUUUUCUUUGGACUGACUACAUCACGUUAAAAGAGAACUUCUACGGGCUUAAAUAUCUGACAGAAAGAUCGCGGUACAAAUUUUGAUAAAUGGCAGUCUUAGAAAUGAACAGAAACUGUCCGUUGACCCUCCUCCUCGUGAUUUCUUCAAACUGUAGAGUUGUGUAGGUUUUUAAGUGUAAAGGAAGGAAACUAAGAUGGUAAAACGUCUGAAAGUUUUAAGAUCCUAUGUAUCGAAGGGACACUGACCCUGCCAUGUUUUUUAUAAGCCUUGUGUUGACUUGUGGUAAAAUGAUUUUAGUAAGAGCUAAAUUGAAGAAAAUAUAUAGUUUUUACUGAUAUAAAUGCACAAAAAUGAAAGUGUAGUGAAGUGAAAAUAAAUGAAAAGGCAAGGAAUCUGCUUUACACCUUUGACGGCCU
This is a messenger RNA of Porites lobata, 19156 nucleotides long. NCBI's taxonomy places the organism in Eukaryota, Metazoa, Cnidaria, Anthozoa, Scleractinia, Poritidae. The record is from the annotation of a GenBank genome assembly.